Messenger RNA from Brassica napus (rape), 8216 nucleotides. Its product is annotated as putative nuclease HARBI1. The transcript has 10 exons. The record is from RefSeq and is a predicted model, not a curated record. NCBI's taxonomy places the organism in Eukaryota, Viridiplantae, Streptophyta, Magnoliopsida, Brassicales, Brassicaceae. Bases 4585 to 5853 code for a protein of 422 amino acids.
GAUUCGGCCUCUCCGGAUAUCCGGAUUUUCGGAUCGGAUCCGGAUCGGAUCACGGAUCGAAUCCGGAUCUCGGAUAAAAGUUCCAGGCCUAGAUAAAACGAUGCAUUUUUCUUUUUUCUCUAUUAACUAGAAAAUGUAUGGGCCGAAAUCCAACUAAUAUUUAGGCUAACAAUACUAACGAUUAGUCCAACUUCGGAUUUAUCUAAUAAAGUAUAAUAUAUUUCUCCAAUUUUGUCUAACCAAAUCACCAUAAAUUAGUUGUCAUUUUACAAGUAUUUAACACAAAAAUUCAUUGAUUCACACCAGUGGCGGAUGUAGGAGUCCAUUUAGACGGGGGCACAUAAUUUUAUUUCAGCAUAUUUAGUUGUAGGUUUAGAGGAGCAUUGCAUGAAUUGUAUAGAUUAUGCAAGGAAAAUAAAAAAGAGACGGGGGCACGUGACCCCGUACGUCUUCACCUACGUCCGCUCCUGAUUCACACAUAAGGAAUUGCAGGACCUGAGAAGGGUGAGAAAGUCCCACCUGAAAGAAAAGGGCAGGCACUCUCGUCUUUUAACCCCUACAAGAUCGCUUUGCUUGUUAACUAACAAAUCUAGAAGAUCGUUGUUUCGAGUUAAUCCGUCAAAUUUCCAGUAGGAAAUAGAAAUAUCAAACCGAUUUCUGAAUGUAAAGAUGCAACUAAUGACUGAUUCGCAUAUUGAAAAAAUGUUUGGAAUGAUAAGUAAAAUGGGAAACAAAAGGGACAAAAUUUAGACAUAAAAUUUUGAUAAUUUUCUGAAAGUUUCAAAAAACAUACUUUUGAAACUUUUUCUAUUUAUUUUUGAAAAUUAGUGCGCUAAUAUUAUUUUUGUUAAGGUCAAAAUAACGAAUUAAAGAUACAAUGCAUUUGUACUUUCAUUAAUCUCUUAACCAAAAGAUACAUUGCAUUGCAUUCCUUGUGACCAAAGGAUCCGGAGUGUAGUCCAUGUUUUUUUUUUUUUUUUUUUAACGCAAGUCCAUCGUUUAUUGAUUCCUCCUAAAACCCAUCGCCCUCUUUUUCUUAAACCCUAGUUGGCUAGUUCUGACAUGCCUCUCUGAUUCAGAAUUUAUCUGGGCCAUGGCCUGAUGUGAAAUUUUAGAAGCUAUAAACAUUUUUAAUAACUUAAUAAAAAAAAUUCUGCAAUUUGGAAAUCUAUACUCAUAUAAAAAACUUCCAGAAUUUUUAAAAACGAAUGACCAAUAACUUUUUUUUUGCUAAAUUGUAAAUGUCAUUAAUCAAGAUGAAUGUUUGGUUACAAAAUGGAUCGCAACCAGAUUCUACUCUAGAGCCAUUCUGAAUCUUAGGGAACGCAAAAAGUUUUAAAAAAACCCCAAGACACAAAGAGAUUAACUCAAAGCUUGCCAACGAUGGUGAACCUUGAAGUUAAUAAACAUUAUAGGACAAGAGACAUCAAAUUAAAUUUCCCACCCAAGCUUCUUGACAACUAGAGUAACCAGACCAUUAAGAGAAUAGCUAGAGGCAAGUUCAGUCAAGCACUCACCGAAGUGGCUCAAGCAGGGAUCGACAAAGGCGGCUAGCUGUUGCUCCGGAGCUCCACUAGAGGAGGAAGAAGCUGACAAAUGGGCCCAAGCUAACGCAGCAGACGACAAAAAUGUAGACCUGAGGAAACACCGCUGAAAGUGAAAGCACAAGUUACUGUCAAGCGCAGCCGGUAAAUGCAGCUCCCCAUCCGGCUGCACGACACAAAGGAUGCGGUGGAGAGAGCAAGUAAAUGAAGAAGUUAUCUGCCAGAGCUUGGGAGAAGGGAAAUGAAGAACUGAAGGAGAAGUGAAACUCUUUGAAAAACAAGUGACCGAACCGAGAAGAGAAAGCUCUUCCUUGAAAGCAGGUGAUGCCAUUACAGAACCCCAGGAGUCGACAUCGAGAACAACAAGGAGAGCCAAUCGAACUAUGAAAGGCACGCUAUGGUUGACGUCUCUGAAGAAGGCCGAUAUUUUAUUAGGUUGUGCCCAGAUCCAAUGCUACUGUGGGGUUCAUCAGAAGAAAACCAACUUAAACAGCUCUAAUAAGAAUCAUGGGCAGUCCUAGGCAUAAAUCAAUAAAACAUUUGGUGUUGCCCCCAAAUUUGCAUCUCAAGUUUUAAGUUAAUACACAUACUUUAUAUAUCUCUUUAAUUAUAAAUAUUAAGUUAUUAAAGUUUUUAUUAAAUUGUCUAUGGUCCCAAUAAAAAUAUUAUUCUUCGAUUUGAUGUUUUAUAAACCAACUUGAGAGAAAUGUUGUUGAUUCAAUUAAAUUAUCAUUCUAAAACAAUAACUAAUUGUUAUUUUAUUAAAAUGCUGAUUUUUAACACAAACUUAUAUUAAAUGAAUCUCAAAGUUUGGUGAUAGACAUAAAGACAAACUCAUCGGCCAGGACCUGUUUCGCUAACCUAUCAGCAACACUGUUACUCACACGUGAGAUCCAGCGAAAAGAGAUGACCAUAGAGCUAAUUUCGGCAGUGAUGCCAUAAAGUUCCAAAACUGCUGAAACAGAGUUAACGGCUUGGAUGAUUUGCGCUGAAUCAAACUUGCAAGAGAUGCUUGAGUACCCCAGCUGUUUGUUAAAAUUAAAAUUUUACUUCUUAAAGUUACAAUUAUUUGUUAAAAAGUUACAAUUAUUUAACAGAUCCCAAAAUUUUAUAUAUCUACAGAACAUAAAUUUGUAGGAUUUAAAGGAUAAUUGUUUUUGGCCUACUGUUAAUAUAUAUAUGUAUAUAUAUAUAUAUAUAUAUUUUUUUUUUUUGAUGAUCCUGGUAUCCAGAGCCUCGAAAAGAUCCGACUAGCGCCAAUGACCGUCCACCGGAGCUUAGCCGGGGAGCCCGCCGAGGCAUCCAGAAGGGCUGGUGAUCACCCCAUGUAAAUCCCACCAGUGGCCACACGUUAGCAAGAUUCUCCGUAUUGGGCCCAAAGGGUCCCUCAAGAUAUAUAAUAUUAGUUCUUUGGUUUCUACUUUUUUGUUCUGAAUCCAAAAUCUAUUUCCUUAACAGUGAAAACAAUGGGUUAAAGAUGUAACACAAGAGGAAAUCAGCUUAGACCAGUGGUUUAAUCAUAAGUUUAUUAAUAUUUAUAUAUUAGGAGGCCCGAGUUUCAAGUUUCACAUAAGAUGAAAUAUACUAAUUAAUAGAGUAAAACUUGCAUGAGAUCUCUAAUAUAGUAUAAGUAAGACCAUGUCCAACGGUGGAUUUCAUCCGGUCCAUAAGACAAAUCCUUAAGCAUAAUUGUAAUUAAAUACUAUUAUUAGUGAUAAAUCGACGAAGGAUUGGUCCGUCGCAGCGGACUUAAGGAUUCAAUCCUUAGCAACGUGUCACGUGGUGAGUGGGUCGAUUUUGUCUUUGGUUUGUGUAGGGUCGAAAAAAAAAAUCAUUCUCGAGCCAAGCCGAAAAAAAAAUUUCUUCUCGAGAGAAAGGCGAUUUCGAGACGAUUUUGCUCGAUCUCUCUUCCUCGGCUCGUGUAAGGUAAAUCGAAGCUUUAACUCGUAGAUUUAUCGAUUAGAGAUCACUCUCCAUCUUGUUUGUUCUGUAUUAAGGGUUUGGUUCUCGGAUUUCGACCGAUUUGAGAAAAUUUUCAAAUUAGGGUUUCAAAAAUAUUUGGGGAUAAAUCGAUUUCGGGAUUCUUUGGGGGUUUAGAUAGGGUUUCGAAACGUUUUUGGUUUGUAUCGGUCUCGGAUCUCCUCUCUGUGUCUUAUACGGAUUGAAACCGUAUCGGGUUUCAAUCGAUUGCCGUUUCUUAACUGUUUUUGAUAUUGUAUUUGUUCCUUGUCGUUGGUUUGCUACCUUCUCGUUCAUGUGCUUUUGAUUAUUUUUCUUUUAAAUUGUUCUUACUCAUUCUUUGCUGUUGAUUUUAUUGGUCCUUAAACAAGCUGUGGAGGUGGAUACAAAAGAAGCCCAAGGUGUCGAACCAGAAGUUAGACCUCCCGGGGUUAAAGCGGCGAAAGCUAGUACCAAGAAGAAGAAGAGUGGCAGGGAGGAGGAGUUGUCGAGGCUACAUGGGGUUUUAGAAAUUAAGGAAAAACUGUCUAAACAAAAGCUUCUUGGUCGUUUACUAGCUAAGAAAGAACCUCUCUCAGAUAUGGAAAACAGUCUCAUGCUCAAACUAAUGUCCGAAAUGAUAUGAUCUAUUUUCAAUCUUGCUUUUGAGGUAGAAAUGUUUGUGUACUUGAUCGUUUGUGUAAAUAUAUCAUAUUACUGAUUGUUUUUUAAUGGUUAUGACAGGUUACUAACUCUUGUCACUAUGUUUUGACAGGUUACUCGCAUGUGGGAAGGAGUCACGGGUGCAUUUGGUCUUUAUCUGAUGGAGUAGGAUUCACGGGUGAUGGAGUAGGAAUCACGGGUGUAGCUGUAGAAGUCACGGGUGUUGGAGUAGGAAGCACGGGUGUAGUUGUAUGAGUCACGGGUCACUCUCUUUAGCAUAUGUAUUAUAAGUAGUAGUUGUAGUCUUUGCGGUGUAGUAGAAACUUGUUUCCUCUUGAGAGUCAAGUUCAUGUUUUCAGAGAGUUUGUAAUCUACUCUCAUUGUUUUCCUCGGAUCAUAUGUAAGUUCAAGUUCAAGUCUAGCUUCUCUUUGUAUCAAAAUGUCAUCAUCUUCAUCCGAUGGUCUAGACGAAAGAAUAGACGAACUUGUUGAUGAAAUCGUUGAAGAUUACUACAACGACAUAGUGGAGGACCAACCCGAUGAUGAGGCGAACCGUGCUUAUAUUGAACGAGACCGUGAAGGAGGAGAUGAUCAGUUAUGGAAUGACUACUUCAGUGAAGACCCGACAUACUCGGCACAAAUAUUUAGAAGACGUUUCCGCAUGAAAAAGAAUUUAUUCCUGCGUAUUGUCAGAGCCCUAAAGCAGAACUUUAUAUUCUUUCAGCAGAGAAAAGAUGCAACCGGGAGGUGGGGUCUAUCAUCACUACAAAAGUGUACGGCGGCUAUUCGUCUGCUUGCUUAUGGUACAACGGCUGACUCGGUUGACGAAUAUCUCCGACUUGCUGACACCACAGCACACUCUUGUUUACAUCAUUUCACUGACGCAGUUAUACAGUUAUUUGGCGAUGAGUAUCUACGACGACCCACAAAGGAGGAUCUUCAACGACUACUCUAUAUUGGAGAGCAACGCGGUUUUCCAGGGAUGGUUGGGAGCAUUGACUGUAUGCAUUGGGAGUGGAAAAACUGCUCAACCGCUUGGAAAGGACAAUACACACGUGGAUCCGGAAAACCGACGAUUGUUUUAGAGGCUGUAGCUUCACAAGAUCUUUGGAUAUGGCACGCUUUCUUCGGUCUUCCAGGUACCUUAAACGAUAUUAAUGUCCUCGAUCGGUCUCCUGUUUUUGACGAUAUUUUAGAAGGUCGAGCUCCGAGGGUAAGGUACAUGGUCAACGGACACAUGUAUAAGUUGGCAUACUAUCUCACAGACGGUAUAUAUCCAAAAUGGUCAACAUUUAUCCAAUCUAUCACACUCCCUCAAUGUCCCAAACAAGCGUUAUUUGCUAAAUGGCAAGAAGCAGCCCGAAAAGAUGUCGAGCGGGCAUUUGGAGUAUUGCAAGCUCGGUUUGCGAUUGUGAAAAACCCGGUUCGUACAUUGGACAUAGAGAAGAUAGGGAAGAUUAUGAGAGCAUGUAUCAUACUACACAAUAUGAUAGUUGAAGAUGAACGAGAUGGUUAUACAAACCAGGUUAAUAUUUCAGAUUUUCAAGAAGGAGAAUCUUCCAGAACCUCGGAGGUCCUAAACGAAAUUCCUACAUUGUUCAAUGAUACAUUUCCCGACUGCAAUGAUCUUCGUGAUAGGCAAACUCAUGAUCGAUUGAAGAAUGAUUUGAUCGAAAACAUUUGGAAUAAAUUUGGUAAUCAAGAUUAAUAAUUAGUUCUCUUUGGAAUAUUAUUCAAUCAUUGUAUCUUUUUUUUUAAUAAUGCAAUUAAUAAAAUUUCAAUUUUAAUUUUUUUUUUAAAAAAAAAAUAUUUUAUUCCUAAGGACUCCUUCUUCGGGAUCACCAUUGGACGAGUAUUUUAGAUCCGAAUCCUUAACUAUUGAAAAAAAAAAAGCUUAAAAUAUGAUUAAAGACUCAUGUGGGAGUAUCACCAUUGUAUUUGGUCUAAAACUACUAUGUCAUGAGUGAAUUUUAUAAUUUAUGAUGGUGUAUACUAUUAAAAUUAUCAGUUGUAUAGUUAUCUAUAUAAUGGGUGUGAUUGGUAGUGGCUGUGAGUGCUCUCUACAGCCUCAUUUUUUUCUAGAGCACUAAAUCUACACCAAUCUUGAUUUCUAUUUUUUUUUAAGUUCACAGCUUUUUUAUAAAAUCCACAGCACUUCUUUGAAAUUAUAUCUUUACAAUUUCUCUGCAGAGACAAAAAUCUACAGCCCAUAUUUAAAGACUUUUAAAAAUUAAAAAUCUAAAGCCAAAGCAAUAAAAACCACAGUAAUAUUUCUACAGUCAAAAAAUGAAAUCACAGCACUUACCAAUCAACCCCAAUAUCUAACAAUACUAAAAAUGGAAUAUCCUCCACUCUCAAACCCUCCACGUAAGAUUAAAAAAUCCACCAAUCAAAACAUGGCAGCUGCUAACAUAGUGACACGUUUCCUCUCUACUUCCUUCGGCUCUCUGGAAAAUAGAAAUUGUUACGAAAAUCCUGCCAUCACUUUUUAUUUGCACCGUCAAUCUCUCUUCGUAUUCUUCCCUUAGAUCCAAUGUUUCAAACAAAUACAUAACUGCAAAAUUUUAAGAUUCAAUCACCAAGCCAACGGGCCAAGCAGUUUCCUUCCUCUUCCGCCAUCUCGGCGCUAAUCAGUAAGGAUUCGAUCAGUGCGAAGAAACGAAGCAUUGGAUUUGGGGUCAGCAGGUGUGCAAGCUUCUAUGCGCCUCCCCUAAUCAAUCAGGUUCCAUCUCUUCUCUCUCUCUAUCUCUCUCUCUCUCUCUCAAUAUCAUGCAUCUCCCCUUAUGAAGUUGUAUGAUGCAUUGCAUUCGUCGGAGCUUUUUAGUAGGUUCGGAUGUGCAGAAACAAGUGUCUAACAAAGAGAUCUCGAACUGGAUUAUGUAUGAAUUCGUUGGUCUUCUAGGAUUUCGUGUGAGAUUACUUGAAAUCAAUCAAGUAUUGGAAUCAAUCCGUCAAGCUUUUCACCACCAGGUUCAUAUCUUUCUCCCUCACGACUCCCAUUUAAUCUUAACCCAAAUUUUUUCAUGCUUAAAUUGGAGCUGUUUGGUACAUGUGUGGUUGUGGAGCUGCAUAAACUGGAUAAAGAUUAUUCCGAGUCUCUCAGAUGCUUAGUACAACCACGUCAAGUGAUGGUGGCGGUGGAAUCUGUGAUUCCUCCGAUCGUCGGAAUAUACGUCCCCCCCAUCUUCCCAACUCUGUAGCGAGUUUUGAAUGCUUCACUGGACUGAUGGUGUUCUCCAAGUUCAUAGCCUGCAGUGAAUGUCAAACAAAAGUAACCUGAGUAGCCACAUCAUAGGUCUGCCUAUAAAUGCAAUAACCACAACACCAUAGGAGUUGUCAAUGCUGCUGAAGAAUCAGAGAAGGGUUGUAAGAAAGACAAAUUCAUCCAAACCAGAUUACAUGCUUUUUGGAAUAUGGAACUAGGGAGACAGCUGAGAAUGCGGUUAGUGUCAAAUAAAAGUUACCCGACAGACUACAUUGAAUAACGAGCAAGACUGGAGAAAUGGGUUGCGUGUUAAGCUUCUUGAACAUGCAAGAAAGUUUGCACGGAGAAUACUAACUAUGAAGGAAGUAGAUCCAGAGAAGGACAAUACAGGCCGAGUGCAUGGUCAAACUAAAGGUGAGGAGAACAAAAACUCAAAUGAACAUCAUCAUCACCGUCACCAUCAUCCUGAUACUUCAGUUGAUAUCUGAUGGCUUUAAGCUGUUUAAAAUCAUCUAUCACGGUCCCAACAGCUGUUCUUCUUCUAGGAGGCUGCCUCUUCGCCUAAUACUGAAUAUAACGACUCUGGUAGCAAGGGAUCUCUCUUUGGGGGUUUGACUGGCUCUAUCCUUACGGCAUCUGUAUGAUCUCUCUCUAUUCUUAUUCGUUAUUUCCAGUUUCUUUAUAGCCAUUUAUUCUCCUUGGAUGAAAUGUCUAAGAAACUAAUGCACUGUUCAAAAAUUUUGUUUGUGCUUAAUGUUCUUCUCCUCGAAGCUUUAUUUUAGUUCCUUGAGAAAAUGAUGUUGUGUGUCUCUUUAGGGAGGCCUCGGAUACUAUCUUCACAUUUGAUAUGCUAAAAUCUUUUGUUA